This is a messenger RNA of Gamsiella multidivaricata, 2400 nucleotides long. RefSeq lists its product as uncharacterized. The record is from RefSeq and is a predicted model, not a curated record. Gene Ontology annotation, molecular function: protein binding. Lineage: Eukaryota; Fungi; Mortierellomycota; Mortierellomycetes; Mortierellales; Mortierellaceae. The transcript is spliced from 2 exons. The coding region runs from base 139 to 2370 and encodes 743 amino acids.
AUUAGCAUUACUCAGACAUCUGCUUUGCCCACCCAUCCCUCUUCCCAUCCCGCAUUCAUUCCUCUCGCCCCUCGGGACUCACCCCUUCCCUACAUCCAGUAUCAAGCUCUAUCCAGAUAUCGCUAUAUUUGCUAUCCGAUGCUCGCUCAGAGGAGCAACAAGAAAGCAAGGCUGACGGCUUCUUUCCCAACCACUGUUGCCGCUCAGGAUCUUAUUCCGCAGCCCAGACCCCCAAGCACCAUUUUGACAGUAGAUGACGAUGACGACCAUAGGGACCCGAUGUCCUUCUUCUCAGAAGAGGUUGCGCUGAGUAUCCUUGAGCUGCUCUCGCCAGCGGAUCUCGGGAAGUGUGCCUGUGUCUCUAGAUUAUGGCAUCGACUCGUCAACGAUCAAAUGCUGUGGAGACGCCUGUUCCUGAAAUACCGAUUUAUAUACCCCAGAGGUCUAGCCUCCUUCUCCGGACCUCGAUCCUCCUCACAAUUACCAUCGAACAAUCGUCUCUCAACCAAUAACCACAAUCGCCACAGUCGCCUCAAACGGAAACGGUCCUCAUUCGGAUUGGGUUCUCAGCGACCGUUAUCAACAACACAGUACCAAAUCUCAUACGACCAUCAAUGCUGGAAGGCACUUUACCGACUCAACCAUAACUGGAUCAUGGGCCAAGCCCAUGUCACGGCCCUCACCGCUCAGGAGUUGCUCCAACGCGAUCAGCAUGCCUUGAAGCUCGCUGCUGCUGCUGCAAGCAGUAGCAACAGCAAGAGCGAUGUUAUGCAUUGGAGUAAGGCGGAUCUGAAAAGAGGCGGGAGACAUACUCCCAUGGUUCAAUUCAAGGGAUCGGUUAUCUUGAUUGUCAGUCCAAACGAUUUAGUCCAUCUUUGGAGAAUCCGGGCCGCAUCCACAUUGGAGAAGGAGGUGGGCGCUUCUGGGCCCGCACAGCCGGAAUUCUGGCAGACCUACCAGCCAUCCACUUCAAAGUCAAGGGAUACACCUAUGACAGAAAACAGCCGACGAUCCUCGCAGAUUACGUGUUUGGCUUUGGAUACUUGUAACAGGGACACAAACACAAACACGAACACGAACACGAAGCUAUGGCAAAAGGUCAUGGUCGGAUAUGCCUCCGGACACUUUUCAGUCUUUGAAUACCAUCCACCGAACGACACCAUUAACAAGGAUCAAAACGAACCACUGGAUAAUGACGAUGCUCAUACACCAACACUGCGCGAAAUCGGGAACACGGUCGACCUACCAGCUUGGAGCGAUGUCGGUCAAAUACAAACAGCUUCGUUCCUUCACCCGAUCCUCACAACCUGUUCCAUUGACGGCACAGUCUCGAUUUAUAUCCUCAACUCAGAAUCUCCCACGGACGAAACACGGCCAUGGUGUCGGCUGUUGCAUCGUCUCUACGGGACCUCGACCGCCUCUCCCAUCGGGAUCGCACUCGAACAGAUCCCGACCUCAUCACCAUCGUCGUUGUCGUUGUCGUUGUCGUCGGUCGAAAAUAAAAAUCCGAUGGCGAUGGCGGUGCGAUGGAGGGCACUGCUCAGUUUCGGGCUGGAACUCUAUGACGCCUCUUGGACGCUUCGGCUCCAGGAGAUCGAAUUCGAUGAGCGCUCGAUCCUGCACUCACUCGAGAUAGGAACUGCCGACGGCCAUGGAUCUGAUGAAGGCAUCGACGCUGAUGCGGACGAGGGAUACGGCUCCCCGUUUUCUUACCCCCACCACCACCACCCCUACUAUUUCAAAUCGGCAAUGACUGCCGCAUAUGGAUCUGGAUCUGGAUUGGAGGCCUCGCAUCCUGCGAUAGAGCAUGGACAUGGACAUGGACGGAUAGGAUCGAUCUCUGCUAUUAGUAUCUCUUGGCCGUUCGUCGUAACAACCCAUAGCGACAAUACUAUGAACGUCUUUCUCAUGGCCCGGACACCCACGGGAUCCAAUCCAACGUGCGGACAAAAUCAUGGGGUCCACCGUUCUGACGAAGCACCUUCCCCGUUGAAUAGAGUAACUUUACGGAGGGUGCGGUUAAAGUUCCAGCAUUUGUCGACGCUCUAUGGACAUUGUGGGGCGGUUUCGAGCGUCUCGAUCGAGGCGCAGUCAGGGCGGUUGGUUAGUGCGAGUAUGGACCGGUCGAUCAAGGUCUGGACGAUGACGACAAAAGACCAGGAUGAUCCACUGGACCACCAAUUGGAGCACCAGCAGCAGGAGAGGGUUCAUCGAUGCUCAGUAUCGAUGAGUGAUAUCGACAAGAGCUGGACGGAGAGUGGCCAGGUGACGAAGGAGGAAGGGUUGGGGCUCGUUUGGGUCGGUUCGGAUGAGGAGAAGAUUGUCAGUAUGAACUGUGAUGGUACUGUCAAGGUGUGGCAGUUUUCUUAGAAUGAGAACGAAGGAGGCGAGCGGAGAGUU